Molecule: messenger RNA, 1069 nt
Organism: Amphimedon queenslandica
Lineage: Eukaryota; Metazoa; Porifera; Demospongiae; Haplosclerida; Niphatidae
Exons: 2
Coding region: 87-902 (271 amino acids)
Molecular function (GO): zinc ion binding
Source: RefSeq, a predicted model, not a curated record
GAACAGGAUCUAAUUCACUAUCUUAAGAGCAAGGCAAAUGCCAGUGCCACCGAUAUUAGUUUUUUGUUCAGAUAUUUAAGAAUUUGAUGAUGGAAGAGACAGAAGAUGAUCUUGAUAAACUGUGGCGUGAUAUAAAGGUAAAUGAACGCUUUCAAGGCAAGCAAGUUGUUCUGAACUACUUUGAAAAUAGACUGUUGCCUGCAUUCAAAACUCAUGCAGCAAUCUGGAUAUUGAAAGAAGUUGGAGUUACUAAUCCAGACAUGGGAAUUACUAAUAACCCUGCUGAGUCAAUCAAUGCUGUUCUUCAUGCCUUACAGAAUUGGAAACAAGUUCCCCUAGACAUGGUUUGCCUCUCUUUAUUUCAUUUAAGCUCGUAUUAUUACAGAGAAAUUGAAAGAGCUUUACACCAGUUAGGCAACUGGAAUGUUAAAGAUGAAUACUUUCAUCUACUACGAGAACCAUCUCUUAUGCCCCGUUUGCCCAAAGUUUCUGAUCCUAAAGAGAUAGUUGCUAGAGUUAAAAGUGGCUUACUACCAUCUCAUUCCGGCAAAGAUGACAAAGAGAUUAUUGAGUCAGCCAAUAGAAAAACAGAUUUAACUGUGGAUAGCAGCAUAUUUUCUCUUGCUGUUGAUGCUGUAGAAAAACGGUACGUUUCUUUAGCUGACACAGGUUGCUGGGUAGUGAGAGCUACUGAUGGAAAGACACCUUAUGCUGUUAGGCUCUUCCCUAAGGAGCAGUGUUCCUGUGCACAGGGUAAAAACUGUUACCACAUUCUUGCUUGUAAAUUAAUGACUGGACAAGAAAUAAGGGAUUUUGUUCCACCAAAGCCUAACAUGACAUGUUUACAGCAACAGGCAAGGAGAAAGAGAAAAGAAAAGCCAGCGGGGAGGAAAAAACCUUGAAAUUUUGACUUUAAACCAAUGAAUCCACCAGACACUGGAUUGUCGGAUUUUGAAGAAGAUGAUACUGAAUCUAAGAAUGUGGGUAUCAGAGAAGGUCAUUCUAAAAGUAGAAAUAUUCGAAGUAAAUUAUAAUUGUUUAUUUAUUCUUGUAUUUUUUUAUGUGCAUU